CUGCGCGCACUGCGCGUUACCUGAGGCAACGGCUAUCGCCUGUUGAGACUUGCAGGACUCGGCGUGUCAUAGUUUUCCAUUGAUUCAUACACCGACACGUUUGGACAACAAUGAUUCAAAAGAAAUUAACUCACCAAAGUAAGAUAGAGCGCCGUUCAAACAUAUUACAGAAUAACUGAUCUAGUGGUUGAUUUGACCAUUCCCGAACCGUCUCUCUCAAAACUUCGAGGAGCCAGGAAAAGGAGAAGACGACGAUUGUUUCUCCCAGAGGACACAAUUAAAGUCAGGUGUUUUCACUCUACUAGGAUCACGACUCGUGAGACAUGGGGAUAUUGUAUUCCGAGCCCAUGUGCCAGGCAGCAUAUGACAAUGACGCCCACGAAGUGUACCGGCUCUUCAAGGACACGCCCAAGAGCCUGAACGUCCAGGAGCCCAGGUCGGGAGACACGCCCCUGAUCGCCGGCAUCCGACGGGGAAACCACCACGUGGUGAAGUACCUGCUCAGCCUGGAUGCAGACGUCUCUGUUACAAAUAAGAAACAAAGGACUUGUCUACACUACGCCGCCAAAAGAACCUACUCCUUUCUGGAUUACCUUAUGAUCGCCAUCCUCAUGCCCAUCCUCCUCAUUGGAUAUCUCAUAAUGUUGGAAAAGCAGAAGAAGAAUGAGGACUUAUUGACCUUGGUUUUGACCAGCAAAGUAGACAUCAACGCCACAGACUAUAAAGGCAACACAGCGCUUCACUACGCCUGUGUGAGGAAAAGCCAAGGCAUGGUGCCACUGUUACUGGAGAAACAAGCAGACAUUUCCAUCAAGAACAUGAAGGGAGAAACUCCACUGGACAUUGCACGGAGGUUAAAGUUCACAAAGAUCGUCGCCAUGCUGAAGAAAUCGGAAUGAAAAGUUGUCAAGGUUGCUCUGAAAAUCAAGGAUGCUUGAGACUCAAAUCUGAGGUCUGGCAGGAUGAUGUUUUGUUUAAACAGUUCACGAGAGUGUUUACGGUUGCAAGGAAGGACAAGUGUAUGUUGGUUCUCAUGCCACUCUCACUCAGACCAUUUCCUUUGGAUUCAAUCAGAAAUGGACAUUGUGCUGCACAGUGAUUUUUUUUCACACUUUUUUUUAACUGUUGUUUUAUACUGUUUGCUUCUGCAUUGGGUGGUUUACAAUGUUCUUAUACGUCACGGAAAUUACCCAGAUGUCAUUUGGACAAUGGCUUAUGUCCCUUCCUUGACCUGAUUGUUUUGGACCUUUGUAACUACUUAUAUUCUAUUUAUUUGAAUAAAGGUGCACUGCGUAAUA
Molecule: messenger RNA, 1298 nt
Organism: Engraulis encrasicolus (European anchovy)
Lineage: Eukaryota; Metazoa; Chordata; Actinopteri; Clupeiformes; Engraulidae
Gene: ankrd22
Product: ankyrin repeat domain 22
Exons: 6
Coding region: 324-899 (191 amino acids)
Molecular function (GO): protein binding
Source: RefSeq, a predicted model, not a curated record